UUUCAUAACUUGUUGAACUACAGCCCCACUAUUUCCUUCUACCUGUACUCUACAUCACUUACCUACCCUGUUUACUAUCACUACUAUCAAGGCUCUUACCUCCUACCUAUUCCCACCCAAACUUACCUUACCUUUCAUCUCUUCUCUGAUUGUUUUCCUAGGGUUCACUCCCUCAGUAGCUCUGAUCCUGCUUUAUCUUACAACCUCUCAUCUCACCAUCUCCCCUUACUUAUAGUUACUUUGCUCCUAGCCCUAUUUUCGUUUCCUGCCUUUGUCCCUCAUUUAUCUCCUCACUGCACCCUUUUUUCUCAAGCCGGACAGUGUGUACUACUUACCGUAGUAUCGGUACCGGCUCCCUCCCUGCCCCCUCCUUUGUUGUAGACUUCUAGUUACUUCCGGCCCCCAUCUGCCCUCACCUAUCCUAUUCCUCUCCCCUUCCCUCUUACAAGCUCGUCAACCUCAUAAAUAUACCUGCCCUAUAUGAUGCCAUCUUUAACUCCUGAUCUACCUCUCAACUGCUGCACAUCCCUGGCUCCAGAGUCCACACUUUAUACUAAAAAGCUCAGAACAAGCACAUUUGUCCUUAAAACUCUCUCAUCCCUGCAUGGACAGACAGAUGGAAAGUCAGAUCGGAAGAGCAGAAAACCUCCAGUAAAUCAUUUAGAAGAAGAUUCUUAUUUUGAAGAAACUGAAGAUCCUUCUCAACAUGAUAAUUCAGAAGAAGAAAGCUUCCCUCAAGGAUCCAGUAAAAAGACCCAAAGCAAAAAACUUGAUGAUGGGCCUUUGCCGCCAAAGCUGAAGGAAGAAAGCACGGUGCUGAAGGAAACAGAAAUUCAACAGAUUGCUGAACAGCUUCCUCCUCGGGUAACUGGUUACAUGUGGAACCUUGCCUACAGCACUACAAAACAUGGCAUGAGUCUGAAAACAAUGUACCGAACCAUGGCACCUCUGAGUGCCCCCGUAUUGUUAGUGAUCAAGGAUACUGAUGGGCAGACAUUUGGCUCCUUCUCUUCAUCACCAUUCAAAGUGAGUGAAAGUUUCUAUGGCACUGGAGAGACCUUUCUUUUUACAUUCCAACCAAAAUUAAAGGUUUUCAAAUGGACGGGCGAGAAUUACUAUUUUGUCAAAGCCAAUGCAGAUUCCCUCAUCAUUGGUGGAGGCAGGGGUCAUUUUGGAUUAUGGUUGGACAGUGACCUGUAUCAUGGACAAAGUUACAACUGUGAGACAUUUAAUAAUGACAUACUCUCCAAAAGGGAAGACUUUUUUAUCAAAGAUCUGGAAGUGUGGACAUUUAAAUGACUGCAAAUGCAUCAUUUAUGGCUUUACAUCUGAAAAAGGUUGUAUCUAUAUUACAGUCAAUGUUCAGUUGUUUGUGAUCUUGCCCAUCAGCGGAGGUUUCGCAGAAGAGUCCACAGAAGCUUAAUCAGUUUGCCAGAACUAAUGCAAAAUGUCCAACUUUAUACAAACUCUUUUCUUAAUUAAAUUAGAUAUCACCAAGCAGUGAAGAUGUACUUCAAUACAAGUACCUCCAGUAUCAGAAGAAGCACUCUUACAAGCUGAUGUUGUGAGCUACGCGGGUGUGCCAAGAAAACCUAAUUCCUAAUCCUUUGGACAAAUCAUUUUAGUGACUAUGAAUACAUUUUUGCUUUUAUUAAAAUUACUAAUAUUUCUAUUAGGUAUCAUCAUACAAUGAAAAAAUGUGGUAUCAGAUACCUGCAUUGUUAAGAGAGACUUUCAUAUAACCUGACAAUAUGCAUGUACUUAGACUGAUGAAAAAUCAAUAAUCCACAAUUCUUACACACAUUAAUGAAAAAGGUGCGACUCAUUUUAAAGUGUAUUGUCACUCAUUCAUUUUUUUGCUUUGGAUUUAGUUUUGUUUGCAGUUACACCCUUAAUGUUAAAAGUUGAACAUGAUUUUGAAAAUAAAUGAAGAUUGCAACUUUU
Protopterus annectens (West African lungfish) is the source of this 1944-nucleotide messenger RNA. It is a transcript of the gene TLDC2, whose product is annotated as TBC/LysM-associated domain containing 2. Bases 481 to 1299 code for a protein of 272 amino acids. Lineage: Eukaryota; Metazoa; Chordata; Ceratodontiformes; Protopteridae. Gene Ontology annotation, cellular component: nucleus. The record is from RefSeq and is a predicted model, not a curated record. Gene Ontology annotation, biological process: response to oxidative stress. The transcript is spliced from 7 exons.